Messenger RNA from Talaromyces stipitatus ATCC 10500, 7725 nucleotides. RefSeq names its product polyketide synthase, putative. Gene Ontology annotation, molecular function: acyltransferase activity. NCBI's taxonomy places the organism in Eukaryota, Fungi, Ascomycota, Eurotiomycetes, Eurotiales, Trichocomaceae. The transcript has 2 exons. The record is from RefSeq and is a predicted model, not a curated record. Bases 1 to 7725 code for a protein of 2574 amino acids.
AUGCGGUCCAUAGCACAAGAAGCAAAAAGGCUACUUGUGUUUGGGCCCCAGGCUCUCUCUGCCCGUGGAAGCGACUUCCGCUCACUGCAACUUACAGUAAAACAGCUGUCAUGGAUCGCGGAUACUAUCACAGAUCUUCCGAGUAUCUGGAAAGAUUUUGUGAAAGAAUUUCCGAAGUACGGCGUGAUUCUAGGCGAAGAUCUACUGCGACAUCUGAUCGAAUGGACCAAGACUGGAGAUCUUACGUUGAGUGCUAACGAGCAUCUUCCAAACAUCAUUCUCAGUCCUCUCGUUGUCAUCACACACAUAACAGAGUAUCUCAAGUAUCUCGAUACUGCCACGGCAAAAUCAAGUUAUGGAUCUUCAAUUGAGACGUUAGGCUUCUGCAUCGGAUUUUUGAGUGCAUUAGCCGUCUCCAUUAGCAAAGACACAAAAGACAUUGAGAGAUAUGGAGCGAACGCGAUACGUCUGGCCAUGAUCAUCGGCGGAAUUGUGGAUGUACAGGAUGUCCUUGAUACUGAGGGGCCAUCCAAAUCUUUGGCCACGGCUUGGAACUCCGCCAAGGCAGCUGAAGAGCUAAAGGAAAUACUUUCUCGCUUUCCUGAGGCGUAUGUUUCGGUGUCAUAUGAUGACCAGCGUGCCACUAUUACCACCGCGUUCAAAUCAACAGAUGCCUUGCAAGCACGACUUCGAGAUGCUGGAAUUGUUGCAAAUGAGAUAGGAUUAUUUGGCAGAUUUCAUCAUCAGCAGUAUGCGGAAGAUGUUGACCCGAUUAUCAAUUUCAUAUCAUCUCGCCCAUUACUUCUCCUUCCGGAUGCCUCCAAUCUCAUUUACCAGACACGUUCUAACUCUGGUACCGGCUUGAUCACAAGUGGAAAACUUCAUGCUCAUGCCCUGAGGACAAUUCUUCUACAGCAUUCAAACUGGUAUCCAACCUUCAAAUCAAUUACCGAGUCACAGGUCAAGCACCAACGAAUAGCUGUGAUUGUAUUCGGUCCGGAGCCAUGUGUUCCGCCAUCAAUCCUACGCGAGAUCAAGCAAAAUGUUAUCCACGCAUCGGAUAUUCAGCCAGUUUCUGUUGAGCCACCUUCCGCGCUUCUACCUCAACAAUUCAAGGAUGAUGAUAUUGCUGUUGUUGGCAUGUCGCUAAAAGUUGCAGGAGCUGACGACACUGAUGAAUUUUGGGACUUAUUGUGUUCGGGAAAAUCCCAGCACAGAGAGGUGCCGCGGAAUCGCAUUAAAUUUGAUAAUGAGUGGCGUGAAGUCGACCCUAAGAGAAAGUACUACGGCAAUUUCCUCAAUGAUCACGACGUUUUCGAUCAGAAAUUCUUCAAAAAGAGUGCGAGAGAAGCCGCAUCGACUGAUCCCCAGCAAAGGAUACUUCUUCACGUGGCCUACCAGGCUCUGGAGCAGGCUGGAUAUUUUACCUCUCCGGACCAAGACAAGAAAAUUGGCUGUUUCAUUGGGGAAUGCGCUGCUGACUAUGCAGACAAUGUCGCAUGCCAUCAACCUAAUGCGUUUACCGCUACGGGAAAUUUGAAAAGUUUCAUUGCAGGAAAAGUCAGCCACUAUUUUGGUUGGACAGGCACAGGAUUAACACUUGACACUGCCUGCUCUUCGUCUUUAGUUGCUGUCCAUCUCGCUUGCAAGUCAAUUCUGAGUGGUGAGUGCAAUGCUGCAUUAGCAGGUGGAGUCAACAUGAUGAAUAGCGCUCUAUGGUUUCAAAAUCUUGCUGCAGCAUCCUUCCUAAGCCCUACCGGACAAUGUAAACCUUUCGAUGCAAAUGCGGAUGGUUAUUGUCGAGGAGAGGCGGUGGGUGUGGUUUUCUUAAAGAAAAUGUCAGCAGCUAUUGCCAACGGGGACCAGAUCAUUGGUACAAUAUCUAGCACGGGAGUGUCUCAAAAUCAAAAUUGCACUCCCAUUUUUGUGCCAAAUGCUCCUUCGUUGUCUUCUCUCUUCGAAAAUGUCAUUCAAAAUGCUCAAAUAGACCCUAAGAAGAUCUCCAUCGUGGAAGCUCAUGGCACUGGAACUCAGGUGGGUGACCCAGCAGAGUAUGACAGCAUCCGCAGGGUUCUUGGAGGAGCCAAUUUGCGCUCCAAACCACUUUCACUUGGGUCAGUCAAGGGUCUUGUUGGUCAUACGGAAGCAUCGUCGGGUGUCGUUUCAUUAAUCAAGACUCUACUUAUGAUCCAAAAUAAGACAAUUCCUCCACAAGCAAGCUACAAGUCGCCUAACCCUCAUCUCAAUGCGACACCGGAUGACAAGAUGCAGAUAAUUACCAAACAGACUACUUGGGAAGACGACUACAGAGCAGCUCUAAUUAAUAAUUACGGUGCAUCUGGUUCCAAUGCGUCUGCUGUCAUCACCGAAGCUCCUCGUCUUCCCAAAUCUGCGACGAGUUCACAUGAACUCCCAGUGGUCGAUUACCCUUUCCAUAUCUUUGGAAAAGACGACCGAGCAAUUCGUGACUACUGCGCAAAGCUUGUGAAAUCACUGGAAACCAAAGGUGUUGAGAGCCUGUCAAUUGCGAAUUUAUCCUUCAAUAUCUGCCGGCAAUCGAACCCGACUUUAGAUCGUGCAUUGGUGUUCACAAGUAGGUCAGUGAAGCAGUUAAUCGAGAAGCUGGAUGCGUUCCAAACCGGAGAUAUCAAUUUCGCUGGUACUGUUGUACAACCGAAAUCUCGGUCAGUUGUUCUUUGUUUUGGCGGACAGAUUUCUACUUAUGUGGGACUUAAUCGAGAAGUAUAUGAGAACGUGAAAGUCCUAGCUACUUAUCUCGACCAGUGCGACUAUGUCUGUCGAUCCUUGGGAUGCGAAAGUAUCUACCCUGGCAUCUUUCAACGGAGCCCAAUCGAUGACAUUGUCAAACUCCAGGCAAUGCUAUUCUCAAUCCAGUAUGCUUGCGGCAGGAGUUGGAUAGAUUCUGGCAUUCAGCCCGUUGCUAUAGUUGGGCACAGCUUUGGUGAAUUAACAUCACUUUGCAUCUCCGGUGUUCUUUCUCUGGAAGACACAUUAAAAAUGAUUGUUGGCCGUGCAACUAUCAUUAAAGAGAGCUGGGGAAGUGAAAAGGGAACUAUGAUGGCCAUUGAAGCCGACCAAAGGGAAGUCGAAAAACUUCUAGCUGAAACGCUCGCACCUUGUGAGGAAGCUGGUCAACGAGCGCCGACAAUUGCAUGCCUCAAUGGGCCACGGAGCUUCACUAUUGCUGGAUCGUCUCGAGCAAUCGAUAUCGCCAGCCAUACCAUUUCCAAGAAUCCAGCCUAUUCUAAGUUCCGGUACAAGAAACUUAAUGUCACCAAUGCAUUCCACUCCACAUUGGUUGAACCCUUGAUGUCUGACUUGGAACAGGUUGGGCAGACCUUACAAUUCAACUCGCCUUCAAUUCAUCUUGAAAGGGCAACUGAAUUUUACUCUGAGCGCUUAGGUCCAAAAUACGUCGCUGACCAUAUGCGUAACCCUGUAUUCUUCAACCAUGCCGUCCAAAGGAUUUCCAAAAAAUACCCAGACGCGAUUUUUGUGGAAGCUGGUUCCAACUCAACAAUUACCAAUAUGGCAAGUCGAGCGCUUGGGUCACCAUCUGGAUCCCACUUUCAACCCAUCCAUAUCACUACCGAUAAUGGAUUUCAGCUCCUAGUAAAUUCUACUGUGUCUCUAUGGAAAGAGGGUCUUAUAGCAUCAUUCUGGGCCCAUAGCAGGUUACAGACCUAUGAGUACAGCCCCAUGAUUUUGCCCGCAUAUCAAUUCGAGAAGUCGCGCCACUGGGUGGAGCCAGUACCUCCUCCAACCUCUUCCAAGCAAGAUUUAUAUGGUCAUAUUGAAAAGCCAAAGGGACUGUGGAGCUUCUUCGACUACAAGGAUGAGAAGAAGCGUGCUGCAAGAUUCCGUAUCAAUACAGAAACUGAAAGGUACAAGGAACUUGUUUCUGGACAUAUUAUUGCACAAACUGCCCCAAUCUGCCCAGCUACCGUCGAAGUUGACAUUGCCAUCGAAGCACUUAUUAGUCUCUAUCCUGAUUUUUCCUCAUCCGGUCUACAGCCUAGAAUUUGCAAUGUUGAUAAUCAGUCUCCUAUCUGCAUUGAUACUUCUCGUUCGGUUUGGUUGGACGUCGACUCGCAAAAUGUCAACCCUAACAGCUGGUCAUGGCAAAUCAUUAGUGACGCUGAAACUUCCAAGGCUAGCACAGUCCAUGUUACAGGUCAGAUAAAUUUCGUUUCGGUCGACAAUGCAGAAUGGCAAUUGGAAUUCUCCAGGUAUGAACGAUUGAUUGGUCAUAAACGCUGCGUCGGUCUCUUGAACAGUGACGAUGCAGAUGACAUUAUUCAAGGACGCAACAUUUACCGCUCAUUUGGAGAAGUAGUUGACUAUUCUGCUCCUUACAGAGGAUUACAGAAGCUGGUAGGAAAAGGAAACGAAUCUGCUGGACGUGUUGUCAAGAAGUUUUCUGGAGAGUCAUGGCUUGACGCAUUACUUUCCGAUUGUUUCAGCCAAGUCGGUGGAAUUUGGGUCAACUGUAUGACAGAGAAAGACCCUGGCGACAUGUACAUCGCUACAGGUUUUGAAAAAUGGAUGCGCAGUCCAGACGUCACAGGUGAUUACAAACGACCAAGUUCCUGGGACGUCUUUGCAUAUCAUCAAGAACUUCCCUCGGAGCAUUCGUAUCUUACUGACAUGUUUAUUUUCGACUCUACAAACGGAAAGCUUACUGAAGUCAUUCUUGGUGUCCACUACCACAAGGUCGCCAAAGCAACUAUGAGCAAGAUUCUCGCACGUCUUUCAGGAUUACCGAUAGCCCCAGCAUCCUCCGCGGCGAAACCAAGUGCCGAUGCUGGUGAAAGAUCUUCGCCGGCGGAGAGUGACACCUCUAACAGUGGAAGCAAAGACGAGAAAGGCAAGUCAGGUGAAACUCAAGAUAUCGUUACCAGGACUAAAGGCCUUCUUGCGGAGAUUUCUGGCAUGGGUGUCGAAGAGAUUUCAAACAAUGCGCAACUUGCUGAUAUUGGUAUCGAUUCCCUGAUGGGUAUGGAACUUGCUCGUGAGCUCGAAGGGCUGUUCAAAUGUAUACUUCCAAGCGAUGAACUAAUGAAUGUGACUGAUUUUGCUGGAUUGGUGCAAAUAAUCAAGAGCACCUUGGGCAUUGGUGACGAUGAGGAAGGGUCUGAUCAAGAAGGAUCCGACAGCAGCGGAAGCGAUUCUUCUUCCACAUUCACACCAUCUACCCCUGCAACCACUUCGCUAUCUGAUGUUGAGGACAAUGGGAAUGGCAAUCCUACCAGUAAGGUACAGUCAAACGUCUACACUGGUGACCUUCAGCUACCUUCUAGCACAAUCAUUGAGGCAUUCGAGGAAUCAAGGAAGCUCACAGACGAUUUCAUCGUCAAUUAUAGGUGUGCUGGUUAUAUGGAUACUAUUCUUCCCAGACAGACGCAACUUUGCGUUGCACUCACUGUUGAAGCAUUCGAGCAACUUGGUUGCCCCAUUCGUUCGGCCAAAGCCGGCGAUCAAUUAAUACGCAUAUCACAUGAUCCACAGCAUCAACGUCUUACCAAUUAUUUAUACAAGAUGUUGGAGGAAGAAGCACGGCUAAUUGACACUGAUGGUUCCAAGAUAACGCGCACGGCGAUUGCACCUCCAUCCAAAUCUAGCGAUGCUAUACUCGAUCAACUUUUACGAGACUUCCCAGAUCAUGAGUGGGCAAACAAGUUGACACACUUUGCUGGAAGCAGGCUUGCAGACGUUUUGAAGGGCGAUUGUGACGGUAUCAAGCUUAUAUUUGGAAGCGACGAGGGUAGACGACUUGUCACUGGCCUCUAUGGCGACUCUCUGCUGAAUAAGCUUGCAAACGUGCAAAUGCAGGACAUCAUUUCCAGAGUCGCUUCUAAAAUACCUACCGACCAAGGCCCUCUAAAGAUACUUGAGCUUGGUGCUGGUACUGGGGGUACUACCAAGGGAAUGGUUGCAUUACUCGCAAAAUUAGGGAUGCCUGUCGAGUACACAUUUACUGACCUUUCUGGCUCCUUCGUGGCCGCUGCUCGCAAAACCUUCAAGGAGUAUCCUUUCAUGAAAUAUAAAGUUCAUGAUAUCGAGAAGCCUCCAGUUGCAGAGCUAGUUGGUAGCCAACACAUAAUCAUCGCUAGCAAUGCGAUGCACGCAACUCAUAAUCUCGAGAUAUCUACAGCCAAUGUGCGAAAAGCUCUUCGGCCGGAUGGCUUCCUCAUGAUGCUUGAGAUGACAUCGCCAGUGUUCUGGGUUGAUCUUAUUUUCGGUCUUUUUGAGGGUUGGUGGCUAUUCGAUGAUGGUCGUGAACAUGCAAUUGCACAUCAGACUAUCUGGGAACGCAUUAUGCGCUCUGCUGGGUAUGGGCACAUUGAUUGGACAGACGGCAAUAGCCCAGAACUAAACAUUCAACGCGUCAUUAUCGCUCUCGCGUCCGGGCCUCAAUACGGCAGGCAGCCAGUAGCUCCUUUACCAAAGCCGGAAAAUCAGCUUCAGCCAGCUGCUGGUCGCAAGGCGGCGGUUGACGAAUAUAUUCGCAAGUAUACCGAAGGAUUCUGCCUUGGGCAGCCCAUCAAGGGGGCAACCUCUCCGAGUUCCUAUGAGAAAUGCGUCUUGAUCACUGGCGCAACGGGAAGUCUGGGCUCUCACCUCCUGGCACAUGUCACUGCGCUCCCUAACGUCAAAACCGUGGUUUGUCUCAAUAGACGCAGUGGCAAUGAUGCGAAUGCUCGGCAACAGAAGGCCUUAGAAGAUAGAGGGAUCUUGCUUGAUGCUGCAUCUCAGUCCAAGCUUCAAGUAUUCCAGGCAACGACGUCUAAGCCCAUGCUCGGUUUGGAGAACACCGAUUACGAAGAGCUUCUUGGGAAGGUAACACAUAUAGUCCAUAACGCCUGGCCAAUGACUGGGAAGCGUCCCUUAUCCGGAUUGGAAUCGCAAUUCCAAGUGAUGCGGAACCUGAUUGAUUUUGCGCGUGAUAUUUCUGCACGACGGCCAGAAGGAGCAAAGGUCACUUUGCAACUUAUCUCCUCCAUCGCAGUAGUUGGACAUUACCCGCUUUGGACCGGUAAUGUUGUGGUCCCCGAGGAAAGAAUGACACUUGAAUCUGUACUUCCAAAUGGCUAUGGUGACGCCAAAUUCGUGUGCGAAAGAAUGCUUGAUGAAACAUUGCACAAAUUCCCUGACCAAUUUCGUGUUAUGUCGGUACGCCCCGGACAAAUUGCCGGCUCAAAAGUGACAGGUUAUUGGAAUGCAAUGGAGCACCUGUCUUUCUUAUUCAAGUCAUCACAAACCCUCAAUGUCCUUCCAGACUUUGACGGUGACCUGUGUUGGACUCCAGUUGAUGAUGUCGCUGGCACAUGCAGUGACUUACUCAUUUCGGAGCGGCAACCAUAUCCAGUCUAUCACAUUGACAAUCCGGUGCGCCAGCCUUGGAGGGAGAUGAUCCCUCUACUUGCUGAAUUGCUUGACAUCCCUAGCAACAAUAUCGUUCCUUUCAAGGAAUGGGUACGUCGAGUACGUGCUUUCCCGGGUUCAGUUGAGUGGGAUAAUCCUGCUGCUUUACUUAUUGAUUUCUUGGAUGAUAAUUUUCUUCGCAUGUCAUGUGGCGGUCUUCUCUUGGGGACGACCAAAAGUUGCGAACAUUCGCCAACUCUUGCGGCCGUUGGGCCGGUAAGUGUUGAGGUGACUCAGAAAUAUAUUCAGUCUUGGAAAAAUUCCGGAUUCUUGCAUUAA